Molecule: messenger RNA, 1344 nt
Organism: Lentinula edodes (shiitake mushroom)
Lineage: Eukaryota; Fungi; Basidiomycota; Agaricomycetes; Agaricales; Omphalotaceae
Exons: 5
Coding region: 1-1344 (447 amino acids)
Biological process (GO): regulation of transcription by RNA polymerase II
Cellular component (GO): nucleus
Molecular function (GO): transcription coregulator activity; double-stranded DNA binding
Source: RefSeq, a predicted model, not a curated record
AUGAGCAGAAAAGGAUCGAAGGGUUCCAAAACUGAAGUUGCUUCGUAUGAAGUCGGGGAUAUCGUGUUGGGUAAAGUACGAGGAUAUCCACCUUGGCCUGGACGAGUCGUGGAGCCCGCGUCUAUACCCAGCGACGUCGUCAAAGAACGACCGCCUUCCAAAAAGGGUGUAGUUUACUGUGUUCAAUUUUUCCCUACUGGAGACUUCUCCUGGCUAAAUCCAAAAGAUAUAUCCAAACUUAAACCCAACGAAGUAGAAUCAUACAUCGCCGACCACACCGAGGGCAAACGUUCAGGAGACCUUUUGCAGGGUUACAAGAUUGCUCGUGACCCCACAGAGUGGGCACAAGAUCUUGCAGAAAAAGCUGCCGCUAAAGCAGAGGAGGAAGAAGCGAGGGGUGACAUCGACGAAGAAGAUGAGUUGGUCGAUGACGGCGAACGACCUGCGGGGAGCAAGAAGAGGAAGGCCCCUAAUGCAUCUGCUUCAACAGCAACGAAGAAACGUAAACGCAACUCAGAGCCAGGGACGACGACAAAGAAGGGUGCAGGGAAGGGACGUAAGUCGAAAGCUGCCAUCGAAUCAGAAGACGAGGAAGGUGCUCAAGAAGCUCAAGCGGCGAGCAAGAGUGCUCCUACCGCAUCGCCACCACCUUUGAAGAGGACCAAGACGACCACCUCAGGAAAAGAAGAGAAUCCGGAUGACGCCGAACUUUCCAAGGAUCCUGAAGCUACAAAAGUGCGCGAAUGGCGACAUAAGCUACAAAAAGUCUUCUUGAGCUCCAAAGUUCAAGCUCCCAAAGCAGAUGAUAUGCCGGAUAUGAACGACUUAUUCACGCAGAUCGAAACAUACGACAAAAUCAACAUCGCAUAUCUCUCCUUCUCCAAAAUCGGAAAAGUAAUGCGCCACAUCACCGCGCUUUCCGAUGAUAAAGUCCCUUUGGACUCCCAAUAUAAAUUUCGGGACCGUGCCAAAGUCCUCGUAGAGCGUUGGCAACAUAUCAUUAACGCCAGUAGGGUAGACGGUAAAGACUCGUCUAAACCCCUCGGGAAGGAUUCCGGUUUUGGAUCGAAAAAUUCUGCAGCAAAUGGAAUUGGUUCCAAAAACUCACCGGGAGGUUCGCAAUCCCCUGCUGCCAACAAUGGGAUAGACGAAAAUAUGAACGGGAUAGCGGACGCGAUCAAUACUAGCAUUGCGACAGGUACAAUGGAAGUCGAUGACGGAGCCUCGCCGAAGGUGAAUGGUAAUGGUCAUGUCAAUGGAGGUAAGGGUAUCCACCGUCAUGGACUCCUUAUAUUUCGUCUCCUUUCUUUCUUGAAUCGAGGCACACAUGGGAGUCGGUGCUAA